GGCCUGACGUUCCAGGAGUUCCUCAUCGUGGCCCGCAUGGUCCGCGAGAGCCAGCGUGAAAGGCUGAAGAAGGAUAAUCCCGACAUGCUGGAGCGCUUGAAUAUUGCAACCGAGGGCGAGCAGAAGAGGCGGUACAACGCGGUUUCACCUAAGAAAAAAUCGAUCAGGCAGACCACGAAUGUGGAAGCCGUGACCUCCGAGAAGCGGGCCACCGCCAGCGUGUUCCAGGUUGCCGACGAGGACGGCAACGGCAGCGUCUCCAUCGCUGAAUUGAAGGGUGUGCUCAAGCAGCAGGGCUACACCGCGCUCAAGCAGGUCAUCGCGGAGAUCAGCAUGGAGCUCGUGGAGGGUUGGGACAUCAAUUACGAGCUCGACUUCAACGAGUUCUUCGACUUCCUGAUGAUCUUUCACCAGCGGGAGGGGUUCUUGAAGGCAGAGGUGGAAGCCUUCAAGCGGGUCUUCCACGAGUUCGACGAGGACAACAGCGGCGAGGUCGGCACCGGCGAGCUCAGCAAGCUGCUCCGCCACCUGGGCUACAGGCACACCGCCUCGGACGUGCACUCGUACAUCGUCACGGCCGACGUCAACCAGAGCGGGCAGCUCGACUGGCGCGAGUUCCUGCACCUCAUGCGCCGCUUCAAGGAGGCCGCGUGCGUGGAGGCCGAGAAAGUCUUCGAGGAACACGCGUCGUGGAUCCGGACGGGCAAAGGCGCGGAGCGGGUGCUGGAGCAGCGCUGCCUCAACCAGGCGCUGAAGCAGCUGGGAUAUUAUCCCGAGACGGCCGCGACCGGGAAGAGCCACCUGCGGCCGCUGCUGGAGGCUUUUUCGAUGUUCAGGCUGGACGACUUCAUCGGCGUCCUCGACGCCACGCGGGUGGACUUCGUGGAGAAGGAGCGCGGGAAGGCCGGCUUCACCGAGGAGGAGCUCAAGUACUUCCGCAGUAUCUUCGACACAUACGACAAGAACAAGACAGGGUUCGUCGGCGUCCUUGAGAUGGAGCAGGUCCUGAACAUGUUCGGCUGGGGCCCCACGGACAAGCAGGAGCAGACCUUGCUGGUCGCGAAGAUGCAGACCGCCACCGAGCGGGCCCGCGCCGCGGGGAUGCCCGGCGCCAUCGGCGCCGAGGGCGAGACGAGCUUCUGGGUCUUUGUACAGUUGCUGCGCCUGCUGCACGACGAGCAGGACAGGAGGGAGGACGCGCAGCUGAGGGCUCUCUGCGCCGAGCUUCAGUUCACCGAGGUGGAGGUCGACCAAUUCCACCAGGUCUUCAGGCACUACGCCAGGCCAAAUCCGGACUUCAUCACCGGACUCCAGAGGGGCGUGGCGCCCUACCUGCUGCCAGGCGACGGCGCCCGAAAGCUCAUCAGAUAUCUGGGCGUGCCGAUCGGGGACUCCGAGGCGGCGCUGGAGGCGAAGCUGGCCUCCCUGGACAAGAAGGGCCGGCCGGGCUUCCCCGUGCUCGAGUUCUGGCCGUUCCUGCGGCUGAUGCGGUGGCUCCUCGACACCAACUUCAAGGGCAUCAACGACUGCGUCGCGAAACUGGCCCGCCUCAAGGGCUCGCCAGGAGACGCGGACCUGUCGUCGUGA
Molecule: messenger RNA, 1587 nt
Organism: Prorocentrum cordatum
Lineage: Eukaryota; Dinophyceae; Prorocentrales; Prorocentraceae
Source: the annotation of a GenBank genome assembly